AUGGCGAUGAGAUUGUUCUUAACGCUUGCCAUUUUGUGUGGCCUUUACAAUAAAGCCUAUGGGAGAGUUUCUUUAGAUAUCGAUGUGAAGUUGAAGAUUCUUAAUAAGCCAGCGUUGAAGACUAUCAAGAGUGAAGAUGGAGAUAUAAUAGACUGUAUAGAUAUCUACAAACAACAUGCUUUUGAUCAUCCCGCCUUAAGAAACCACAAGAUUCAGAUGAAACCUAGUGUGAAGUUUAUUACAAAGAAGACUACUAUUCCAAACAACGGGACUUCUACAGCAAUUACAUCUCAGAUUUGGUCCAAGUCUGGCAGAUGUCCGGUAGGGACAAUACCAGUUCGUAGAGUCAGUAGAGAAGACAUAAGAAGAGCCUCUUCACCGUCUCAUUUUGGGAAAAAAACACAUCGAAGAUACAGUUUUCUCGACAAAGCACUUGAACACAAGGGUAAUUUCAAUUUUACCGCUGAAAAAAUAGACCAGAAACAGAGACAUUCGGAAGCGUUCGCUGCCACUCUAGGGUCCAAUAUUAUUGCAGCACAAUCCGAUAUAAAUGUAUGGAACCCUCCGAGAGUUCAGGCUGGGGACUACAGCACUGCUCAGAUCUGGAUGAUUUCUGGCACCUCAGCUACAUUUGAGAGCAUCGAAGCUGGUUGGAUGGUGAAUCCAGGCGUUUUUGGAGACUCACGCACACGUCUCUUCACCUAUUGGACUAAAGAUGGAUACACUAGUACAGGGUGCUUCAACCUCUUAUGCUCCGGAUUUGUGCAAACAUCUGAGAAGUUGCUCCUGGGUGGAGCCGUACAACCCGUUUCAAGAACCUCCGGCGACCAGUAUCAAAUCUUUGUUGGAAUGUCCCUGGAUCCAGCCAGCGGGAACUGGUGGCUGAGUUGCGGAAAGAACCUGGUGGGUUACUGGCCGGGGACACUCUUCAGCUCUCUCCAACACAGAUCAGGAUUAGUGAAAUGGGGUGGAGAAGUCAAUAGUGCUAACGUGGGGAUGACCAAGCCACACACGAAAACUGCAAUGGGGAGUGGACAAUGGCCAUUACACCUCUUUCGCGAAGCUUGUUACCAUACCAACAUUAGGAUCGAGGACAGUUCCUCGCAGAUCAAGUAUCCACAGUAUCUAUCCGAGUUCGCUGAUGAGCCCAACUGUUAUUCUACAAUGCUCCAUCGGGAUACGGACACGUCAGAGCCGAAACUUUUCUUUGGUGGACCUGGCCAGGGUCUUGUCUGUCCUUGA
Microthlaspi erraticum is the source of this 1242-nucleotide messenger RNA. The record is from the annotation of a GenBank genome assembly. NCBI's taxonomy places the organism in Eukaryota, Viridiplantae, Streptophyta, Magnoliopsida, Brassicales, Brassicaceae.